GAUCUUUACUUCGGUCCUUCCCUCACGUUUUCAAGAUGGCCGAGGACAAGCCCGAAGGUGGCGGCAAGAAAAAGUCUCAAAAAGACAAAGAAAAUCAACAGGCAAAUGCUGUUGACGAUGACACUGAUGACGAAGAAGAUUUCAAGGAUCCAGAGGGAUUCGUUGAUAAUAUUACAGAUGAGGAAUUGCUGGGAGACCUUUUACGACAAAAGCCCAGGGAAGCAGAUGGUGUUGAAUCUGUUAUAGUAGUAGACAAUAUUCCUCAAGUUGGUCAGGAGCGCUUAGAAAAACUCCAGAAUGUUAUCAGAAAAAUAUUUUCUAAGUUUGGAAAUAUAGUGAAUGAAAACUAUCCUACAGAUGAAAGUGGCAAGACGAAAGGGUACAUUUUUCUGGAGUAUUCCUCUCCUGCUAAUGCUGCUGAAGCAGUAAAAAUGGCAAAUGGAUACAAGUUAGACAAACAGCACACAUUUCUGGUCAAUUUGGUCUCAGAUUUUGACAGGUAUGUCAAUGUUUCUGAAGAGUGGGAACCCCCAGAGCAACAACCUUUUAAAGAUCCAGGCAAUCUUCAUCAAUGGCUUCUGGACGCCGAGUGUCGGGACCAGUACAGUGUUAUCUAUGAAGGAGGAGAGAAAACUGCUAUUUAUCUAAAUACACCAGGGGAGCCUACUUGUCUAGAUGAAAGAGUGCGUUGGACAGAAACCUAUGUGAGGUGGUCUCCACUGGGUACCUACCUGGCAACUCUACACCAGAAAGGUAUAGCUCUGUGGGGAGGGGAAAAGUUCAAGCAGAUCAUGAGGUUCAGUCAUCCAGGAGUUCAGCUGAUAGAUUUCUCACCCUGUGAAAGCUAUGUGGUUACAUUUAGCCCACUCCCAGGAGAUAGGGAAGAUCCAACUGCAAUUAUCAUAUGGGAUGCACGCACUGGACAAAAGAAGCGUGGUUUUCACUGUGAAAGCGCCUCUCAGUGGCCUGUAUUUAAGUGGAGUCAUGAUGGAAAAUACUUUGCUAGGAUGUCACAUGACACUCUUAGUGUGUAUGAAACUCCAUCUUUUGGUUUGCUAGGAAAAAAGAGCAUCAAGGUGUCAGGUAUCAAGGAUUUCAGCUGGUCGCCCUCAGACAACAUCAUAGCAUAUUUUGUACCAGAGGAAAAGGAUGUGCCGGCACGUGUUGUUCUGACGGAGAUGCCGAGCAGGGGGGAACUGCAGACGAAGAAUUUGUUCCAUGUUGCAGACUGCAGGAUGCACUGGCAAAAGAGUGGGGAUUAUUUGUGUGUCAAAGUAGAUCGCUACGCCAAAAAGAAAGAAGAUAAGGAGCAGGGGAUGAAAUAUGUGGGUAUCACAUAUUACUUUGAGUUGUUCCGCAUGCGGGAGAAGGAAAUUCCAGUUGAUCAUUUAGAAUGCAAAGAGAAUACCUUGGCUUUUGCUUGGGAACCAAAUGGCCACAGGUUUGCCUUCAUUCAUGGAGAAUCGCCCAGAAUAUCUGCUAGUUUCUACAUCAUGAGACCCAGUGGGAAAGUAGAAUUGCUGAAAACUAUGGACAAACAGUCUGCCAAUCACAUCUUCUGGAGUCCCAAUGGCCAGUUUGUGGUGCUAGCAGGAUUAAGGAGUAUGAAUGGCACUAUGGAGUUCAUUGACACAUCUGACAUGACAGUGAUGAACCAGGUGGAGCACUAUAUGGCCAGUGAUGUGGAGUGGGACCCCUCUGGACGCUAUGUGGUCAGUGCUGUCAGCUGGUGGGCACACAAGGUUGAUAAUGCCUACUGGAUGUGGAACUUCCAAGGUCGUCUGCUGUCCAAACAUCCAUUGGAGAGAUUCUGUCAGUUCUUGUGGAGACCAAGACCACCAAGUUUGCUCACUCCCGAGAUGAUAAAGGAUAUCAAAAAGAACAUGAAGAAAUACAGCACUCAGUUUGAACUGAAGGAUCGUAUGACACAGAGCAAGGCGUCAAAGGAACUUAUUGAACGUCGCAGAAAAAUGUGUGAUGAUUUCAACAAGUAUCGAGCCAAGUUGCAGGAGGUGGUAAGAAACCAGAAACAAGAGAGGCUUGCAUUGCGCGAUGGAAUUGAUACUGAUGAACUUGAGGCGCACACAGAAAAUUUUGAGGAGGAGGUCAUUGAAUUCUUGGAAAAAGUUGAAGAAAUCCUCAUCGGGGAGUAAUCAUCAAGAGCACCGCGUGUACUGACAUCUGCUCUCCAGGUCUGCCAUCUUUGAAAGAACAUCUGCCAUCUUGAAAAUUGGGGUGAAUCUACACACACAAGAAGAAUAUAUACAUAUAUCAUCAGACUUGACUAGCGUUUAUGUUGUCAUAUCUAAUAUUUAUUUCAAGCUUAUAGGCCACCAUUGGUAAAAAGUUGCUCGCUAGUAAUCAAAAUUCUACAAGUGGAUAUUUUUUGCAUACAUUGUAAUACUACGGAAUGGGCAGAAGAUCCAAAGUCAGUUUUAGUGACUGGUUGAUCAAUUUGAAGUUUACCGUUUUCCGUUUGGUCACUAAUGGUGCCAAUACAUUAUGCAUUAGCCUAUGCUCUAUGAAAUGUCAUGUCUUAAGCAAUGCUAGUAUAUAUGGCCACUUUUGUGGUUACUUUCCUGUACCUUAUCGACUGGAAGAUGAAUUUCUUUUAGUCAAUUUUGUGUGUUUUCUAGAUUCCCUAAAAUUAAACUUUAUUGUAGUAAAGAAAAAGAUCCUUUUUACUUUAUGCUUUAUGUAGUAGUUUAUGGUGAGAAAUGAUUCAAUAUUACAGACAUUUUUCACGAGCUGCUUUCAAUAACAAACCUGUUACAAAAAGAAAAGACCAGUAACAUUCUCGAGAUAUUGUAAAAUUCCGCAGUGUCAGUUAAAAAGAAAAAGUGAAACAAAAAUGAAUAAAAAGUGGAUUUGAAAUA
Messenger RNA from Lingula anatina, 2876 nucleotides. RefSeq names its product eukaryotic translation initiation factor 3 subunit B. Gene Ontology annotation, biological process: translational initiation. Gene Ontology annotation, cellular component: eukaryotic translation initiation factor 3 complex. The record is from RefSeq and is a predicted model, not a curated record. Gene Ontology annotation, molecular function: RNA binding; translation initiation factor binding; translation initiation factor activity. Lineage: Eukaryota; Metazoa; Brachiopoda; Lingulata; Lingulida; Lingulidae.